AGGUCUUUUUAAAUCUCAGAAGCUCCUGAUUGUUCUCACUGUUGAUGGCAGUUGUAAAUUAGUUAAGACAACAACUGGAAAAUACAUUGUGGGAAUGAAAGACAGAAGCCAGUCGGAUGUAUCUGAAGAACUGAAACAGAUUAUUAGAGAAGUUUUAUCUUCUCUAGAUGAUUCCAGCUUGAAACCAUGGCUGAGCUCUCUGGAAUCAGAGUGGAUGAAAGUGACCCAGCCUGUGAAAGAGGGAAAUCUGCUGCUAUGAAAAUCAUGGAUCUGCUUACAGAGGAUGACAUGGAUGUCUCAAAGAUCAAAGAUGAAUUCCUUCCUUAUCAAGGCCAUCUGUGGCAUCAGUGGAGCAAAAUACACAAAGAACUGUAUAAUCUGAAAGGAAACGCUGAAAAGGAGAAAAGUAAAAAGCAACAAGAACUGAUGAACAUUCGUCAGAAACAAUAUACUGUUUCCUGCAGUAAACUGAUGGAGUUGUUCAUUGAAAGCCUCUCAUCACUGCCACCAAAAGACAAACAGUAUUUCCUGAAAUGGACUCAGAUCUUAAUGGAUGAUCUCUCCACAGUUGAACUUUCUUUAAUUCUCCACAGUUAUGAUGAAAAGUGGUCUGAGGUCAUGGCUUUGAAAGAUACGGCUAGCAAAUUAGAUCUGUUAUCAAUAAAACAAACUGAGCUUGAAGAAAUAACCAAAAAACUGCAGUCUGCAACUUUUGGUUUGGAGCACAUUUUCAGAGAAAUGGGACAGAUCUAUGAAGCUCAUAGAACAAUAGAAGGAGAGAGCAGACACACUGACUGGUCUAAAUACCCUGAGCUGGCUGCACAGCUGAUGAUAUCAGGACACCCAAUGGAGCUGAUGGAUGGUGAUGCAGGUCACGUGCCUUUAACAUGGAUCUCCAGUCUUUUAGAGGAAGUCAUCAAGAAACUGGGGGACCAGAGAGUUUUUGUGUUGUCAGUUUUGGGCAUACAAAGCAGUGGAAAAUCAACAAUGCUGAACACCAUGUUUGGAUUGCAGUUUGCAGUGAGUGCAGGCAGGUGCACCAAAGGUGUCUUCAUGCAGCUGGUCAAAGUAUCAGAGGAGAUGAAGAAAGACUUGAAGUUUGACUAUCUUCUAGUGGUGGACACUGAAGGACUGCGUGCUCUUGAGGUGGAAGGUAACACCACUCAUCACCAUGACAACGAACUGGCAACAUUUGUUGUUGGUCUGGGAAACCUGACACUGAUCAACAUCUUUGGCGAGAAUCCAUCUGAGAUGCAGGACAUCCUGCAGAUUGUUGUUCAGGCUUUCAUGAGGAUGAAGAAAGUUAAACUUUCUCCCAGUUGUGUGUUUGUUCACCAGAAUGUUACAGAUGUUGCAGCAGCAGAGAAAAACAUGGAAGGAAAGAGACGCCUGCAAGAAAAACUGGACCAGAUGGCCAAACUAGCAGCUGAAGAGGAGGUUUGCAGUGCAGAGUGCUUCAGUGAUGUCAUUAAGUUUGAUGUCCGAAAAGAUGUGAAAUACUGUGCCCAGCUGUGGGAGGGCAGUCCACCCAUGGCUCCUCCUAAUCCAGGUUACAGUGAGAGCAUCCAAGAAGUGAAGAACAUCAUCCUCUCUAAAGCUUCACAGUCUGCUGGGAUCACUCUGUCACAGUUCAAAUACAAAAUUCAGGACCUGUGGAGUGCCCUCCUCAGUGAAAACUUUGUUUUCAGUUUUAAAAACACACUUGAAAUCGCAGCAUACAGAAAACUGGAGGUCCAAUAUGGAAACUGGACCUGGGACCUCAGGAGCAACAUGUUGGCCAUUGAAAAUCAGCUUUAUAACAGAAUUGAAAAUGGAAAUCUUGACAAGGUGAAAGUGAGUAACCUUACAAAAAAAACAAGCAAGACAUAUGAAGAAAUAAAAACAGCUAUGAAAAAGUAUUUUGAGGAAAACAGAGAAAAAGAAUUUUUGGCUCAGUGGAGAGGCCGAUUUGAAACCAAAAUCAAAGAGUUUCAUGAUGAACAGGUGAGCACAGUGAAAAGAAAACUGGAUGAAGUUAUUCAACAAAAGAACGCUCGUAAAAAGCUUGAUGAUAAGAAGAAAGAGUUUGAGGACAAGCUGCUACAGAAGAGCAAAGAGCUCGCUCAGCAGCUGAAGGAUAAGGCCAAAGAUGAAGAAGAGCUUAAAAAUGAGUUCAGCUCUGUUUGGAGUGACUUGGUCACUGAAAUAACAGCAGAUAUAAAACCUGUUGAAGACAUCAACCUGAAAGAAGAUCAGUUUAAAAUCCUUCAUGAACUUGGUUUUGAACAUAUUCUUAUAAAUGAAUCCAAAACAAGUGGCAGUUACAAGAAAAUAUCCAGUGUUGGUGAUUAUUCAGAUUAUGUCAUCCUUCAAAAAAAAAAGGACACAAGUGAAAGUGAACCAACUCAAGAUAUUGUGCCGGAUGACAGUCACACAAGUAAACUCGGCACAUAUGUUACAAAACCUGUCUCAAACCUUUGGAAGUAUACCAAAACAUUUUUUAGAUCCAAUUCAAACACAAAACAAAUACAAGAUCAAUCACAGAGUGCUUUACCAUUUCAUGAACAGCAGCAGAUCAGACUGCUCAUUGACAAAGCUGUAAAACUGUCCCUUUAUUCAAUCAGAAGCAAACCUGUGGCUACAAGAGGCUACACAUCAGCUUACUUGCAGGAAGCGGCAAAAAUAGUAAAAGAAAAAGUGGAAAAAUUUCAGUCAGAGAGUAAAUAUACUUUGAAGAAGGACUUUACAGUCGAUCUCUUACUGUAUGUUUUCUGUAAAGCAGAGGUUUUGCUUCUAGACUCCCAGGAGAAAUUCAAAAUGAAGCAUGAUGCACUCACUUAUUUACAAAGCAAGAAAACACAGUAUUACAAUGUUUUUAGAAGCUUUUGCAAAGGAAACUUAUCUGCUGUUGUGCUCGCAGAACUGAUCUGUGAAAAGCUGAAAGCUUCCACUGUUGAGGCUGUCUGUAACAAGACUGCCAUUGGUCUGGCUGGAGUGAUGAGGUGUAAUUUCCCAGCAUUCAAUGGGAACAGGCUGAACUUGGAGAAACAUGUGCUGAAGGCACUCGCUGAGAAAGAAGACUUUGAUGAUUUCAUCACCUACAUCAGAAAUCCAAGGAAACAAACAAAAGCUUUUAUAAAAGCAGAAGUAGAGAAAUACAUUUUCACAGAUUGCACACAUGAAACUGUGAAUAUACUAAAAAAAAAUGUUCAUGACAUUAACAUGAUGGUGAGUCAAGCUUUAUCUACUGCAACACAGAAAGUCCAAACUCAGAGAGGAGACAUAAACAUGUGGCUGAAAGAAUUUUCUAGUUUGCUAAAAGAUGAGUUAACUUUUGAUACCAUUUCUUCUCAAAACUUCAGUGACAUCAAUAAUUUUGAUUUCUUUAUGGAAGCAAUAAAGAAAGAAUUUACAUGUGUAAGUGAUGAGAUGAGAAGCUUCUCAUUGAAUAAACUGAAGGAAUUCAGGCUGAAGCCUGAUGAAAUCCUCAUUGAUCAGCUGUGUAAUUGUUGCUGGGUAAAAUGUCCCUUCUGUGCAGCUGUUUGUACUAACACCAUUGAAGGUCACAGUCCUGAUGACCAUAGUGUCCCUUUUCAUCGACCUGAAGGAAUCAAAGGAUGGCACUAUAGAGGCACAGUGGAAUUCAGCAUUGAUUUCUGCACAACAAACGUUGCAAGUGAUCAGAGUUUUUAUCCUCGUCAUGAUUCAGAGGAAACUGUUUCCUAUAAACUGUACAGAACUGCUGGUCCAAAGUAUGCUGACUGGAGAAUCAUCCCUGAUGAGUCUAAACUGGUGUACUGGAAAUGGUUUGUGUGUCGUUUUCAAAAGAAACUGGAAGAGCACUACAAUUAUAAAUUCCAGGGCAGAGGAGAGAUUCCCAGUGAGUGGAAAACAAUCUCUAAAUACAAAGCCAUUAGAAGUCUGGACGAAAUGUGCGAAUGA
Messenger RNA from Oreochromis aureus, 3921 nucleotides. Its product is annotated as interferon-induced very large GTPase 1-like. The coding region runs from base 187 to 3921 and encodes 1244 amino acids. The transcript has a single exon. The record is from RefSeq and is a predicted model, not a curated record. Gene Ontology annotation, molecular function: GTP binding. Lineage: Eukaryota; Metazoa; Chordata; Actinopteri; Cichliformes; Cichlidae.